Molecule: messenger RNA, 849 nt
Organism: Colletotrichum spaethianum
Lineage: Eukaryota; Fungi; Ascomycota; Sordariomycetes; Glomerellales; Glomerellaceae
Exons: 2
Coding region: 1-849 (282 amino acids)
Source: RefSeq, a predicted model, not a curated record
AUGCAGGCCCAAGAUGACCUUGCAGCCCUCUUCUCUCGAAACCUAACCUUCAAUCCCGAGAACCAGAGCCAAGUGCAGCCGCUUAAGGCUGAAGAGGAGCUUAAGCAGACCCCGACCCCGCCCCCGCUAAUGCCGCGCCAACUCCGGCUCCCAUCAUCUAUUCCAUCACCCAGCACUACACCCACUCGGCGCACAUUGCUCGUCAGCCACAAUACCGAGCAGGUGACCCCCGAGACCGUCCUCAGCCAGCACGGCGUUGACCCUUCUAUUCUCUCCCCCUCCCAGAUCCAGCUCUUCCGAAUCUCUGAAGAAGCCCAUCAGUUACGUCUGAUCGAAAUCUGGCGUGCCGCGCCGCCUACUUCAAGCACAGAAAACCCCUCGCUUGCUUGGACGAGCACAACGCUGGAGCAAGAGGAGCAGCUAGCGAAGCUGCGGUAUGAGCGUAUGGAAGCAGAGAAGGAGCAGCAGCAGCAGCAGCAGCAGCAGCAGCAGCAGCAGAACGCUGUCAUGAGCCUCGAUGGCACCCCGGUCCAAUCCGAUGACAGCCGCUGGUUGGCCAACUCCAUCUCCCACCAAGUCGAGCCCUACAUGAUGUCUGGUUACGAGGAGAUGAUGCGCCGCGAGUACGAGCGGGAGCAGGUCGAGGCCCGCUCCAGCGGCAACUACUCCCACUACGGCUCUGUCAUCGGCGGUUACAAGCCGGCCACCGACCCUGUCUACAAGGGCUUCGGCGACGACUGGGCCAGGGAGCAGGCGAUUCAGAUGCAAAUGCAGAUGGAGAACCAGUACGGCGCUUUCCAGCAUUUUGGCGGCCAAGCCGGCAAUAUGGAGGCCAUGGAGAUUUUAUAA